Beauveria bassiana ARSEF 2860 is the source of this 501-nucleotide messenger RNA. RefSeq names its product zinc-finger domain-containing protein. The coding region runs from base 1 to 501 and encodes 166 amino acids. NCBI's taxonomy places the organism in Eukaryota, Fungi, Ascomycota, Sordariomycetes, Hypocreales, Cordycipitaceae. Gene Ontology annotation, biological process: mitochondrial electron transport, NADH to ubiquinone. The record is from RefSeq and is a predicted model, not a curated record. The transcript is spliced from 3 exons.
AUGGCCGCACCGCAAUUGAGAAUACUCGGCGGCCUCGCGCGCAGCAUGCGCGUCUCCCGUCGCGCCUUUAGCGUUUCCGCCCGUCAGCUCGAAUCAACAGUGCCGACGACACGGGACGAGUUCAAGACUCCUACUAAGACCGGCGACUCCGUAGCCGUCGAGAUUGGCCAGGCUCCCAACCGCGUGGAGGUCUGGUCCCGAAACCAAAAACCCCGAGCCACUGCCAUGACUGGCCCCCGAUUCGAGCAGACAGACUUCGAGCUUCAGCCUCAACCUCUCUCUGCGAUGGAAAUGGUCCACAAGCAGCCAGUUAGAUGGACUCACGACCGAGUGGUUGUUUGCGACGGUGGCGGUAGCGUCAAUCACGGUCACCCUAAAAUCUACAUCAAUACCGACAAGGCCGAGAUCGCUACCUGCAACUACUGCGGCACACCUUUCGCCAACGAGCACCACCGCAAGCACCUCGAAUCGCUCCCAGCAACGUCCUAUCCUUUGUCAUAA